Molecule: messenger RNA, 402 nt
Organism: Glarea lozoyensis ATCC 20868
Lineage: Eukaryota; Fungi; Ascomycota; Leotiomycetes; Helotiales; Helotiaceae
Exons: 1
Coding region: 1-402 (133 amino acids)
Source: RefSeq, a predicted model, not a curated record
AUGUCAUCGCAACCACCAAAAGACGGUCCCCCACCAGACUACAACGCCCCUCACGCGCCCCAAGCAGCGUACAUCCAGCAACAACAACCCUACAACCAAUACCCACCUCAGAACUUCUCCUCUCCGCCGCCAGGCCAGUACGGACAGCCGCCACAAGGAGGAUACUAUGGACAGCAGCAGAUGGGCUACGGACAACAACAGCCAGGCUACGGCGUAGGAGGUGCGCCAGGACCAUAUGGACCACAAGGCUAUAACGCGGGGCCGCAAGGCGGAUACGGAGGGUAUGGACAGCCGCAGGGACAGUAUUAUGAGGAGAGAAGGGGAGGGGGAAGUAGUGGGGGGUUCUUGGGGGCGUGUAUGGGGGCGUUGGCUUGUUGUUGUUGUUUGGAUUUGUUGUUUUAA